AGACAAAAGCUGGUUAUGUAACCUAGGACCUAUAUCGCUCUUUAUCGAGCAAAACAGAAGGAAAAACACAGAUUUCUCUCAAGAACUUUGCUCUCAAAGCAACCUUUGCACUUUUGCGCUUCAAACAAUAAAAUCAGAGCACUUCAUGAGUGACGCGUUCACGUCAGCUGGCUGAGAGGCGCUUGAUUUUUUUUUUGUUUUGUUUUUUCUCCUCUUUUUUUCGUGAGCAUCUAUGAAACGCUAAUGAUCAGCGAGCAUCUGACCGAUGGAUGAACAUGUGACCGUUGUGUGGACCCGCAGUCACCGCGACACCUGACAGGAUUUCACACAGCGGAAGGUCUCUGCUCCUGCUCCUUCUUUUUGGAACCAGAUCACUGCCGAGUGAGGAAGAGGAGGAGGAGGAUGGAUACCACGGAACAGGGAGCUCAGGUAGAGCCACUGCUGCUUUCGGUUAACUCCUCAUUGGCUCCAUCAAUCAGGCGAAGAAGCUUGAGGAAUGACGAUGAGGCAGUGGUGGAUCGGGGAGGAACCCGGUCCCAGCAGAGGGCCAACUUUGAGCAGGAGGAUUUUGAAGGUCACAGGACUCUCUACAUUGGGGUCCAUGUCCCUUUAGGCAGUACCAGGAAUCGUAGCCAUCACAGGCAUCGUCACCACGGGAAAAAACAUUGGAGGAGGAGCAGAGAGCGAACCCUUCCCUUGGUGGAGGGAAGAGAGUCUCCAAAUUACGACACUCCCUCCCAGCGGGUUCAGUUCCUGCUGGGGGCAGAAGACGAUGACGAGGAACACAUCCCCCAUGACCUCUUCACGGAGAUGGAUGAGAUCUGUCUGAGGGAUGGAGAGGACUCGGAGUGGAGGGAAAGUGCCAGGUGGCUGAAGUUUGAGGAGGAUGUAGAGGACGGGGGAGAGCGAUGGAGCAAACCCUACGUCGCCACGCUGUCUCUCCACAGUCUGUUUGAGCUGCGAAGCUGCAUCAUUAAUGGCACUGUGCUGCUUGACAUGAGGGCAAAUAGCAUUGAAGAGAUUGCAGAAAUGGUCUUGGAUCACCAAGAGUUAUACUCACCACUGGGAGAUGACCUCAGAAAGAAGGUGCGUGAAACUCUCUUGAAGCAGCACCAUCACCAGAACCAGAAGAAGCUCGCUAACCGCCUGCCGAUUGUACGCUCCAUCGCCGACAUGGGCCGGCGGGCGUCAGAGCUCCAUCUGGACAAGAAUGGUCAGCUGACGGCAUCUCAGUCUCAGUUAGCGGGUCCUGAUGGCAAAGGGGACAUCAGCAGAGAGAACAGUGCUGUGGACUUUAGCAAGAUAGAUCUUCAUUUCAUGAAAAAGAUCCCGCCGGGUGCGGAGGCCUGUAAUGUGCUGGUGGGAGAACUCGAGUUUCUGAACAAGCCAGUCGUGGCAUUUGUUCGCCUUUCCCCUGCUGUCCUGCUGAACGGGUUGGCUGAAGUCCCAAUUGCCACAAGGUUUCUAUUUAUUCUGCUGGGGCCUUUGGGUAGGGGAACUCAGUAUCAUGAGAUUGGGAGGUCCAUAGCAACUCUUAUGACAGAUGAGGUUUUCCAUGACGUUGCCUACAAAGCUAAAGACCGGAAUGACCUUAUUGCUGGGAUUGAUGAAUUCCUUGAUCAAGUGACUGUCCUGCCUCCAGGGGAAUGGGAUCCAUCAAUACGCAUAGAGCCACCAAAAAAUGUACCUUCUCAGGAAAAGAGAAAGAAAAGCAACCUUUUGCCUAAUGGCUUAGUGGAGGGUGAGGAGGAGGAUGAAGACAGUGGCCAUGGUGGUCCAGAACUGCAGCGUACCGGAAGGUGGUUUGGUGGCCUUAUUCUGGACAUCAAGCGCAAGGCCCCCCACUACCUGUCAGAUUACUCUGAUGCUAUUAGCUUGCAGUGUGUUGCCUCUUUCUUGUUCCUGUACUGUGCCUGCAUGUCCCCUGUCAUCACCUUUGGAGGACUGCUGGGCGAGGCAACAGAGGGAAGAAUAAGUGCAAUUGAGUCACUGUUUGGCGCGUCACUAACAGGAAUAGCCUAUUCGCUGUUUGCUGGGCAGCCCCUCACCGUUUUGGGAAGCACGGGCCCUGUGCUGGUGUUUGAAAAGAUACUUUUUAAAUUCUGCAAGGAGUACGGUUUGUCCUAUCUGUCUCUCAGAACCUGCAUUGGCCUGUGGACAGCUUUUCUCUGUAUUCUGCUGGUGGCCACAGAUGCCAGUUCCCUUGUUUGUUACAUCACCCGUUUCACAGAGGAAGCGUUUGCCUCGCUCAUCUGCAUCAUCUUUAUUUAUGAAGCCUUGGAGAAACUUUUGCACCUGGGGGAACUCUUUCCCUUUAACAAGAAUAACAACUUGGACAAGCUCACCACAUAUUCAUGUGCUUGUGUUGAGCCUUCGGAUCCCACUAAUGGCACCGUAAAGUUCUGGGAAGUCAACAAUGUAACUGCCUCUGAAAUUUACUGGGAAGCCCUGGAGGUGAAGGAUUGCAUUGAAAAGAGAGGGGAGUUUGUGGGGACUGCUUGUGGUCCUCAUGGACCCUACGUUCCAGAUGUUCUCUUCUGGUGUGUCAUUCUCUUCUUUUCUACUGUUGUCAUGUCUGCCUUUCUCAAGGAGUUCAAGUUCAGCAAUUACUUCCCCACAAAGGUGCGGUCUAUUAUCAGUGAUUUUGCUGUGUUCAUCACUAUUCUCACCAUGGUCUUGGUUGAUUAUGCCCUAGGGAUCCCCUCCCCCAAACUGAAGGUGCCUAAUGUGUUCAAGCCAACCAGAGACGAUCGGGGUUGGCUCAUCAACCCGCUGGGGCCCAACCCCUGGUGGACAGCGGUAAUAACUGUUAUACCAGCUCUACUUUGCACAAUCCUAAUCUUCAUGGACCAGCAGAUUACCGCUGUCAUCAUCAACAGGAAGGAAAACAAACUCAAGAAAGGUUGUGGAUACCAUCUAGACUUGCUGAUGGUUGGGAUAAUGCUGGGCGUGUGCUCCGUGAUGGGACUGCCGUGGUUUGUGGCAGCCACCGUCCUCUCCAUCACGCACGUUAACAGUCUGAAACUGGAGUCGGAGUGUUCAGCUCCAGGGGAGCAGCCGAAAUUCCUCGGCAUUCGGGAGCAACGCGUGACAGGCCUCAUGAUCUUCAUGCUCAUGGGCAGCUCUGUCUUUAUGACGUCAGUGCUGAAGUUUAUUCCUAUGCCGGUGUUGUAUGGAGUUUUUCUUUACAUGGGGGCAUCUUCUCUAAGAGGCAUUCAGUUCUUUGAUCGCCUCACGUUGUUUGGUAUGCCAGGCAAGCAUCAGCCAGACUUCGUCUACUUACGACAUGUUCCCCUGAGGAAGGUGCACCUCUUCACCAUAAUCCAACUCAGCUGUCUCAUUCUUCUGUGGGUUAUCAAGACCUCCAGGGCCGCCAUUGUUUUUCCUAUGAUGGUCUUGGCUCUGGUUUUCAUUAGGAAGUUGAUGGACUGUAUCUUCACCAAGCGAGAGCUGAGCUGGUUGGAUGAUCUCAUGCCAGAAAGCAAGAAGAAAAAGCUUGAGGAUGCUGAGGAGGAAGAAGAGCAGAGUAUUCUAGCAGAAGAUGAAGGUGUUGUGCAAGUGCCAUUGGGGGGAUAUAAAGGAAUACCCAUCAUCAACAUCACAGAUGAGAUGUCAAAAGGCUCGUUUGGAAAUACCUGGAAUGCUAACGACUGAAGAAAAGAAAAAAAAGCAUCUAUGAAGGUUUUCAAGAUUAUUAGGCUGUACUUUUUUUACAGAAAUUUUGCCUAAGGCAGUAAAUUAGUUUUCAACGAAAGAAUGAAAACAAUGUUCAGAUUGAUUAUUUAGCUGCGAGGAAAUUGCAUGACUAGAGUUAUGGCAAAGUAUCACACUAGAAAUCAUCGAGCUCCUAAGACUGACCCAUUCUUUCACAAAAAUAUGUCUGCCUGCAUGCCAAGGUGAUGGAGUGUACACACUUGGGGCCUUGGAAGGGAUUGAACACCUGUAUUUAAGGACUUUUGACAUAAAUAUGUAUUUUGCAAUUACACUUAUGCUUUGUUAACUUUGUUGUUGAACUUCAAUAUUAUAAACAUGAAGAUAUAAAACAACUUUUUCAUGAGAUUGCAAAAAACAAAACAAAACAAAACAAAAAACGCCAAAAGGUGGAAAAAAAUGAAGCCCGGUUUGGACUGUGCAGACGGCCUGUCCCACGAUGUCUCUCCAUGUUUAGCCCUUCUGAUUUUAUACAUUCAAAUUUGUUUGCAAGAAAACACGUGUGUCAAGAUCGUACAAAAACAGUCUGGUUUCAAAACCAAUAAAACUGUGAAACUUUUAAACAAUACAAAGUUAUUAUUACAUGUGAUUUGCACAAUUUUCUGUUUCUGUGACUCUUAUUUUAUAUCUAUAUGUUUUUAACCAAAUUACAUACCAUACAAUCUAGAAAGCACAAGCAAUAGCUCCUCACGCCUAAACAACGCUAUCCUAUCCAUGUAAUAAAGUGUUUAUUUAUAAAGUGUUUAUUUAUAUAUAUUUUUUGUGGGUUUUAAGAUGAUACUCAGUUGUUUUUUUUCAGCAGAUUAUUUUGUAAUGCGAGAAAAGUCUUAGUCUUUUGCUUUCUAGUGACAGUGUACUUCUUCAAUCUUCAGUGUUAAAUUUCUCUUAACUGAGUCAUUAAGCCAUUUAACUGUCAAAUGUUUUACCGUUGUCAACUUUUCAAAGAAUAAAACUAUGACUUGUGUAGUACAUUGUUUUGAAAGUAUUUAUGAGGUAUUAUAUUGUCCGUACUACAAGUGUGCAAACCUCAAUAAUUCGAGAUGUUUCACUUUUUGAGUGUAACCACGUAAAUAAAAGGUGUUUCAUCGAUAUUGUAGUAUACUGAAAUGCACAUGUAUAUAAUUGCAGAAAUAAAUCCUAAUAAAGAUGAUAAAACGUC
Poecilia reticulata (guppy) is the source of this 4870-nucleotide messenger RNA. RefSeq names its product solute carrier family 4 member 10b (gene slc4a10b). Gene Ontology annotation, molecular function: sodium:bicarbonate symporter activity; solute:inorganic anion antiporter activity; monoatomic anion transmembrane transporter activity. NCBI's taxonomy places the organism in Eukaryota, Metazoa, Chordata, Actinopteri, Cyprinodontiformes, Poeciliidae. Gene Ontology annotation, cellular component: plasma membrane; basolateral plasma membrane. The record is from RefSeq and is a predicted model, not a curated record. Gene Ontology annotation, biological process: transmembrane transport; monoatomic anion transport; bicarbonate transport.